GGGGGUAUUUCGCAAAUAUUCGGCGCCGGUGUCGGAGCAGAGCAGCUGACGAGUCCUCUCUGCGGGCGGCGGUCGCCGUUAACGGUUCACCGGAGUAAGCAGUGGAUCGCCUAUUCACCGCAGCCGCAGCCGCAGCCGCGUGUCCGUCCGCCCGUAUCAAGCUCGCCCAAAUCUUUUCACUUCUCGACGCGUCCCAUCCAUGCUCGCCUGCAGGUCUCUGCUCGCAAGGGCUAGUCGGCUCACUCGGCCUCUAAUUCCAUGCGCCGCCGGCCCGCCGCUUCGUUGCUUCCACCAGGGAUCAGUUGGUCAAAAUAAGUUGGCGUCAUUUGUGAUGGAAGGAGCGCAAGGAGGGUCAAGUAAUCUGGCAAAACACAAGAAAAGAAAGUCUCCUGUGCAGAGAUGGAGGCCAAUCUCAACAGAAGCAGUUCCCCAGAAAGAUGACGCUAAUGAGAUAUCAAAUUCUGGAAGCGGACAAGUUGUAGAAGAGUGCAUAACUUCUAGCGAGAAUUUGGCAUCAGAUGGAGCAACUAAUGCUGUUAUUGAAGUUACCACCAACGAUGCAUCAUUGUCAAAAAAUAAUAUAAGUCUAGAAUCCAGUUCAACUAAAGUAGUUAUAGAAGACAAUGAGGAGGUAUCUGGCUUCAAUAAAGAUCUUGAUGAGUCCAAUGUCUAUGAAACAUAUUCAUUCUCUAUUGAGGUAGAUGUUCCUUUGAUGCGCUUUGUGAAAGGAAAGGGUGGGUCUAUGCAGAAGAAGAUUGAAGAGGAUACUGGAGUGAAAAUUAUCUUCCCAUCAUCAAGGGAGGAGACUUCUGUUGUCCUUGAAGGAACAAGUUCUGAAAGUAUUAGGAAAGCAUCACAGAUGAUUGCAAAUGUUCUUGAAGAGGUAGAUAUUCAAUGUAAUGCUUCAACAGAUGGUUACUUGGUUAGCGCUGUCCAAAGUCGAAUGCUGGACUACUCCCAUUUCAUAUCACUUCCAUUGGCUAUCCACCCGGAUCUUGUUCACAAGCUCAACUACUUCCAGAGCUCAAUCCUUGGGGCUUCUGCUUCUAAUGAAGAAAGUGAUCAAGACAAGAGACGAAGUGAAGGUUCUAUUGAUGAAAUGGAUCAUGACCACAAGCAAGCAGAUGGCUCAAGUGUUUCCAUCAACCUUCAAGUUCAAGAAGAGUCUGUUCAAGUGAAAAUGGAUAGCAAAGGCUCCCGAUCAGAUUUUGGCAUUGACAAGACAAUAUUCAUCAAACCCAAAACAUUUCACCUUACUGUUGUUAUGUUGAAGUUGUGGAACAAGGAUCGUAUAGCUAAGGCUUCGGAGGUGCUCCAGUCAAUAUCUAGCCAAGUAAAUGAAGCUUUGGAAAACCGACCUAUCUCCAUACAGCUUAGAGGUCUGACAUGCAUGAAAGGCUCUCCAGCUAAGGCCCGGGUGGUGUAUGCUCCAGUGUUGGAAGUUGGUGGGGAAGGACGCCUAGCACGUGCAUGCAAAGUCAUAAUUGAUGCCUUUGUCAAGUCAGGCCUAGUUCUCGAGAGGGAUGCGAGACAAGAGUUGAAGCUGCACGCGACCAUAAUGAACGUGCGGCACCGAAAGAGCAAGCAACGGAACCGGUGGAACGAUUCAUUUGAUGCCCGGGAUAUAUUCAGGAAAUACGGGAAAGAGGAAUGGGGUGAAUAUCACAUUCCUGAGGUCCACCUCUCUCAGAGGUUCAAGUUUGACGAAAGCGGGUACUACCAUUGCUGCUCGUCGAUCCCCUUGCCCGCAGAGAUGCGGGCUAAGUGAGGGUCUGCAAUUCUGCUUGUUGUAACAUACACACUCAGUGUUGGAAUCUCUCAUCAGGUUUUUUACUUUGCUUGAGGCUCUUCCCAUAGGACCUGAGUUUCGGUGGAUUUACUGUUUUGAAUCACUGAUUUCAGUGAUGUCCUGUCGUUGGAUGCUGUUGCUGAUGUUGUAUGAGCAUGGCAAUGUCCUACCUGUAGAGUGUAGAGGGAGGUGGAUCUCAGCUGUUGGUGUUGUUGACAUUGUUUGUGACCUGGCCCAUCCCAUGUGCAAUAAUAAGCCCACGGCUGUGUUUCUGGCUCA
Molecule: messenger RNA, 2068 nt
Organism: Setaria italica (foxtail millet)
Lineage: Eukaryota; Viridiplantae; Streptophyta; Magnoliopsida; Poales; Poaceae
Product: activating signal cointegrator 1 complex subunit 1
Exons: 14
Coding region: 200-1768 (522 amino acids)
Biological process (GO): DNA alkylation repair; regulation of DNA-templated transcription
Cellular component (GO): nucleus
Molecular function (GO): RNA binding
Source: RefSeq, a predicted model, not a curated record